UCGAAUCAACACGUUCAGUAUUAAAAUUUUAAAUUUUAUCCUACAAGUGAAUACAUAGUUUACUUAAUAUUUAUAUUUUUAUACGAAAGAACAUACAUUCAAUCAUCAUACCAAUAUGUUGGAUUAUCCACGGGCAUCCAAUGCCGUGAAUGUCGGAGGUUCGAUUACAUUUGUAGCAGGUAUAUUGUUACUUAUGUCUCUUUGGAGCCCUUAUUGGAUGCAAUCAUAUGAAGAAACAUUCAGUAGUUUCAAAAAUAUGGGAGUCUGGCAGUAUUGCUUUGAAAACUUUCGUUAUCCAUACUUUCAAUUUGACAAAUUAUUUAAUGGUUGUCAUAGUGUUUAUUCAGAAGAAUACUACGUCAUUAGAGAAUGGCUACUUCCAGGAUGGCUAUUGGUAGUACAAGCAUUUGUAACUACAGCAUUUUUACUUUCUUUAUUUGGACAAACAGUCUUAGCAAUGAUCCUGACAAGGUUUCCACUAAAAUUUGUUUUGGAAAAUGAAUGGCUCCUUUCAAGUACAGUUAGUAUUUGCGACGGCAUUGCUGCUACAUUGCUGUUUCUUUCUGUAAUUAUUUUUGGAAGUCAGUGUCGGAGAAGAGAUUGGUUGAUGUAUCCCAACUUUAAUCAUCUGUCCUGGUCUUACUGGUUAGCUGUUAUUUCGUGUUGUAUGCACAUAGUUGGAGCCUUUUUGCUCUACUUGGAUGCUAAAGCUAGUUAUGGAAGACGAAGAGAAUCUCGAAAUUUGAUAAUGCAAAUGCAACCAAAUCCUAGAACUCAACAAGGACUGCAGCGAACAAAUUAUUUAUAAUAUAUUUUUUACACUUUUCGCGUUUUUUUAUGUUUAUAAUACCAUAUUUAUAACUCCAUGUUAUUGGAAAGAAAAGUCCGUCCACUUUUCAGCUUUAUAUGUUAUCAAGAUACUUGAUAGUAUAUGUAUCAGUAUAAAAAACUGAAAUUUUCAUUGCACUAGUACAAGUUUUAUAUGAUGAAACUAUUCCGUCCGUCGAUUAUAAGAACUUGACUGUUAGUAUUUAAAUAUUUUUAAUGUUUCAUGAUUAUUACUAUUAUAUUAUCAAUUAUAAUAAUUAAAAAACCUUAUUUCUCUUUAUGAAACUAAUUUAUUUGAUGUAUUGUAAAAUGUGCUUAAUAUGUGCAAAGUAGGUACUUCGUGAGAACUAAAACAUUUUGUAUUACUUUCAGUAAACUACAACUUUUUGCGAUCCGCCAAUUUCUACAUUUUAAGCAUCAGUUUCAUACAAAAAUCUAUCAAAAAAAUGUACUGGAUA
This is a messenger RNA of Copidosoma floridanum, 1286 nucleotides long. It is a transcript of the gene pck, whose product is annotated as Claudin superfamily protein pickel. The record is from RefSeq and is a predicted model, not a curated record. Lineage: Eukaryota; Metazoa; Arthropoda; Insecta; Hymenoptera; Encyrtidae. Gene Ontology annotation, biological process: regulation of tube size, open tracheal system; septate junction assembly. Gene Ontology annotation, cellular component: septate junction; membrane.